AUGGAUGUUACGGCGAAUUUCUAUGCCCUGAAGCGAGGUGGAGGCGCAGUCCCGCUCCACGAAGUGCACGUCUUCAAGCUGCCGCCCGAGGCGACCCGUCCGCAUGCUUCCGAGGAGACGCGCCUGCUAAACUUUGCUCAAAAUGGUCGCCCGAAGCAGGAGGAAACGACGCCCGUCGAUAUAGUGGUGGCCGAGGAUGGGACCUGUAGCGUAUCCACUCGUGCCGAGGCAUUCCUCGACGAGCGGCCCAACCUCCGCCACCACCGUUCUUUCAUCAUCGCGGUGGUCGUCAAGUUUUUCCUGUUCAACUGCAUCCUUGUCUCCAUCCUAUUCGAUGAAGGGUUUAACCAUCUAUUUCUCUACGCUGUAGCCCUUGUGUACGCGGUGAUGUUACCGUUGUACGCGCUGGUGUUGCUUGCCAUCCCACGCCAAUCCCUGCUGCUCUUCUGCCCGGCCCUCCUGCUCUCCUUAGUAUCGGCAUUCGUCCUCUACCUCAACAUCCUCAUCUCCUUCCUCCGGCUCGCCUCCAACCGAGCGGGAGUUUCCAGCGGCGAAGCCGUCCAUAUCGUACUUGACUUGCUCCUUGUCAUCACAGAAACCUUACUCCUCGUCCAUCUAUGCAAAACAUUCGGACGCUUCAUGGAUCAACUACAGAAGCGCGAAGUUAAUGAUGAUGGAGAACAAAGCACAGCAUCAACCUGGACGAUAAACGACUACGACGAUGAGGGCAAUUCGCGCCCCACGGAGCAUCGAUGGACAAAAAUGGGCAUUUGU
Mesorhabditis spiculigera is the source of this 774-nucleotide messenger RNA. Lineage: Eukaryota; Metazoa; Nematoda; Chromadorea; Rhabditida; Rhabditidae. The record is from the annotation of a GenBank genome assembly.